Messenger RNA from Coffea eugenioides, 655 nucleotides. Its product is annotated as small nuclear ribonucleoprotein E-like. The record is from RefSeq and is a predicted model, not a curated record. Gene Ontology annotation, molecular function: RNA binding. Gene Ontology annotation, biological process: spliceosomal snRNP assembly; mRNA splicing, via spliceosome. NCBI's taxonomy places the organism in Eukaryota, Viridiplantae, Streptophyta, Magnoliopsida, Gentianales, Rubiaceae. Gene Ontology annotation, cellular component: U2 snRNP; U4 snRNP; U4/U6 x U5 tri-snRNP complex. Bases 135 to 401 code for a protein of 88 amino acids. The transcript has 6 exons.
CUAUUGAUCGGCAUCUUUAGUUUAGGAAGUGAAGAAAGCGGGGGAGCCGUCUGUAGUUAGGGUUUUCGGGGCGCAGAGAGCAAAAGCUGGUUGGUUGAAAGGCGACUGAGCGGGAAGCAGCAGCAGCAGCAGCCAUGGCUAGCACCAAAGUUCAGAGGAUUAUGACCCAACCUAUCAACCUGAUAUUCAGGUUUCUUCAAAGCAAAGCUCGAAUUCAGAUUUGGCUCUUUGAGCAGAAGGAUUUGAGGAUUGAAGGCCGCAUCAUUGGUUUUGAUGAGUACAUGAAUUUGGUCCUGGAAGAUGCUGAGGAAGUCAACAUAAAGAAGAAGACCACGAAGCAAUUGGGGAGGAUACUUCUGAAGGGGGACAAUAUCACAUUGAUGAUGAACACGGGUAAAUGAUGUUCCUGGCUUUGAUGCCUAGAUGUUCGUGAAUGUUUCAGUUACUACCAGCGCACUUGGAUGGUUUAUUUUCAGUGAUGAUGUAUUAUUCUAGAUACUCAAUAGCUUUUCUCUUAUUCAUAGCUUUAUGUCUCAGCUAUUAACUUUUAGUAUGAGCUGGUAAGCCAAAUUGUAUCUUCCAGAAUUGUUGUAUGAAUUGGGCAAUGGCUUCAAAUUCAAUUGCCUAUUAUGUUUUCUCCUUCGUCAUUAGCCAA